This is a messenger RNA of Juglans regia (Persian walnut), 727 nucleotides long. Its product is annotated as 60S ribosomal protein L36-3-like. The record is from RefSeq and is a predicted model, not a curated record. The transcript is spliced from 4 exons. Gene Ontology annotation, biological process: cytoplasmic translation. Gene Ontology annotation, cellular component: ribosome; cytosolic large ribosomal subunit. Bases 126 to 458 code for a protein of 110 amino acids. NCBI's taxonomy places the organism in Eukaryota, Viridiplantae, Streptophyta, Magnoliopsida, Fagales, Juglandaceae. Gene Ontology annotation, molecular function: structural constituent of ribosome.
UCAUGUUUUGCCCAUUUUCCUACUCCCCCCAGGCCCGGAGCUAUAAAACCCCCUCACAAACCGAAACCUAGUCUCCGUUUCUAACUUUCUCACACCCGCCGCCUCAGACGUUGAAGCCUAAGGUGAUGGCUCCUAAACAGCCAAAUACUGGCCUCUUUGUGGGCUUGAAUAAGGGUCAUAUUGUGACCAAGAAAGAAUUGGCUCCACGUCCCUCAGAUCGGAAAGGAAAAACAAGUAAAAGAGUCCACUUUGUGAGGAGCUUGAUCAGGGAAGUUGCUGGAUUUGCACCAUAUGAGAAGAGGAUCACUGAGCUACUUAAAGUUGGAAAGGACAAGCGUGCGCUGAAAGUUGCUAAAAGAAAGCUUGGCACUCAUAAGAGGGCAAAGAAGAAGCGUGAGGAAAUGUCUGGUGUUCUCCGCAAGAUGAGGUCUGGUGGAGCUGGAGAAAAGAAGAAGUGAUCUCAUAACCCCAUGCAAUAUUUUCAUUCCGACACAGUUUUGAGUAUUUUUGUUAUCGAAGUUUAAUCAAGACAUGGAACUUUGAAGCACUUUAUGGGAGUAUAUUAUUUUUCUAGAAUUCAGGUGUGACUGACCUUUUGCUUGGACAUAGCGAUCGAGUAAUGGUUUUUAAGGUUAUCUUUAAUGCAUGUAUGCCUUGAUGGCUUAUGCUAAAGAAUGCCCUUACAAUAUUCAUAUAUGAUCCUCGCCUUCUUGCAAGUUCUUAAUCA